UUGGUAUGACAGUCUCCACACGGCGCCAUAUUAGACGGAUUCAUCCAGCGGUACAUGCCGAGGACAGAGCGGAGGAAAGAGGGCAUUUACUCGACUGACAGUGCGCUCACACCUCCGUGCUGACCUGGAUAAACACUUCCGGUUAAUGCUGUAUGGUUUCCGAACACUAUCACGGUAACACAUCCCCGGCAGUUCGGUCUGAGGCGGGUUGUUUCGGUCGUUGUUGAGCUGACUCGCCGGCAGACAUGACUUCCCUCAGCCAGCGGACCUCGGGCCUGGUGCAGCGGCGGACUGAAGCCUCGCGCCUCGCCGCGGAUAAGGACCGUCCGAGCGGCCAGGAGGAGAGCGAGAGCCGGCGGGGGGAGGACCAGGACGACGACGACAGCGGAGACUCCAAAGAAACCCGUCUGACUCUGAUGGAAGAAGUGCUGUUGUUAGGACUGAAGGACCGAGAGGGUUACACCUCCUUCUGGAACGACUGCAUUUCCUCGGGUCUGCGCGGCUGCAUGCUGAUUGAGCUCGCUCUGAGAGGACGUCUGCAGCUGGAGGCCUGUGGCAUGAGGAGGAAAGGUCUGCUGGCCAGAAAGGUGAUCUGUAAGUCGGAUGCUCCGACAGGUGACGUUCUCCUGGAUGAAGCUCUGAAACAUAUCAAAGACACGCAGCCUCCAGAGACGGUGCAGAGCUGGAUCGAACUGCUCAGCGGAGAGACGUGGAACCCUCUGAAGCUUCACUACCAGCUGAGGAACGUGCGUGAGCGUCUGGCGAAGAACCUGGUGGAAAAGGGCGUCCUCACCACCGAGAAGCAGAACUUCCUGCUCUUCGACAUGACCACGCAUCCUCUGACCAACAACAACAUCAAGCAGCGGCUCAUCAAGAAGGUCCAGGAGGCCGUGCUGGACAAGUGGGUGAACGACCCCCACCGGAUAGACAAGCGUCUGCUGGCGCUCAUCUUCUUAGCCCAUUCCUCCGACGUGCUGGAGAACGCCUUCGCCCCGCUGCUGGACGACCAGUACGACCUCGCCAUGAAGAGAGUGAGACUGCUGCUGGAGCUGGAGCCCGAGGGCGAGAGCAUGAAGGCCAACGCCAACGAGCUGCUGUGGGCCGUGGUGGCCGCCUUCACCAAAUGAGGCCGGCGCCUGCGAUGAAGAUGGCGGUUUGACUUUACAGUGGCAUUGAACGCUGCGGAGGGACUCGGACAGACAUGGUGGCUGGACUUAACGCCAUGUUUGGACUUUUCAAACGAGCUGUCCUCCGUCUUUCUCUUUUUCUUUCCUUCCUGAUUGCUCAUUCUCUUCGUGUCGCCCCGUUGUGCCAUGUCUGUGGUCACUUUGCUAAAAAUAAGCGCUCUCAGCGGACGGUGAUGGUUGGAGUUCGACUGAAAUCAUCAGGUCCAUUCAUAUCUUCUUUUCUUUUCUGUCGCUUUAUCUUUGUUUCUCUGACGUCCGUUUGUUCCAGAGCGCUUGUGGGAAGGAAGUAGGCGGGAUCGUUAAUGGAUUUAUUUCUGCCAAAUUUGAUUGAAAUGACUGAAGAAUCACUUGACUUUUAAAGUUCGCUCCCUAACACAGAGUGUGAGCUAAUAUUUACUCAGCUGUUGCCUCUUUAAACACAUCAUCGAUUAUACAGCAGAGACACGGCGGCGGCAGACGGGCUCACCCGGACAUGACGCCUGUAAAACAAGGCCGACACAGGGCGGUGUGAGUCCACCUCGCCAGGAGAGGGUUUGGACCGUCGCAGGCAGACGCUCCCUUCUGGAUGUGGACUUCUCGCUCUAAGGAGACGGCGCUGACAGCAGAAGCCCCGCCCCGCCUGCCGUUCCAUCUCUCCUAGUUGAAGUUCUGUUGGGCAUGAUUAAUUUGUAACCAUGACGAUGAGCAGAGACGUGAAUAAAAGCUAGCUGUACCCAAA
Cheilinus undulatus (humphead wrasse) is the source of this 1905-nucleotide messenger RNA. It is a transcript of the gene golph3a, whose product is annotated as golgi phosphoprotein 3a. Gene Ontology annotation, biological process: retrograde vesicle-mediated transport, Golgi to endoplasmic reticulum; Golgi organization; Golgi vesicle budding. Lineage: Eukaryota; Metazoa; Chordata; Actinopteri; Labriformes; Labridae. The transcript is spliced from 4 exons. The record is from RefSeq and is a predicted model, not a curated record. Bases 246 to 1127 code for a protein of 293 amino acids. Gene Ontology annotation, molecular function: phosphatidylinositol-4-phosphate binding. Gene Ontology annotation, cellular component: Golgi cisterna; trans-Golgi network; cytosol.